AUGGCUUGCGCUCUGUGUGUUGCUACCAAUAGUGGUGCUUGGUUGAGCACAGCUGUUCUAGUAACCAACAGGAGAAACUCUCCUCUUAGUAGAGGCACUGUUGCUGGUAUUCUAAAAGGCUACGGUGGAAUCAGUGCUGCAGUAUUUACUGAAAUUUAUAGUACUCUGCUCCGCAAUUCCUCCUCUAAGCUUCUGAUGUUUCUUGCACUUGGAAUUCCUAUUCUAUGUUUCAUAGUCAUGUAUUUUGUAAGAGCUUGUACUCCUGCUUCAGGAGCUCUUAUUGUACUUGGGUUAUAUGUUCUAACAACCACAAUGUUGGAUCACAUAUUUCAUUUCAGUGCUCUGAUAUCUAAUACCUUUCUUGUAAUAAUGGUUGCCCUACUCAUGGCUCCGUUUGCAAUACCAGGGAUGCAUCACACGAGAGUCAGUAAACCAGGGAUGCAUCACCAGCCAAUUGAGUCCUCAGACUGCAUGAUACUAGAAGACAAUGCAGACAAAACCAAACCGGAAAACGAUGAGGCAUCUGAGGUGGCUAUGCUUCUAGCUGAGGGUGAAGGGGCUAUGAAGAAGAAGAGAAGGCCCAAAAGAGGGGAGGAUUUCUGGCUUCUUUUCUUUGUAUACUUUGUGGGUGUUGGAUCUAGGGUCAAAAGCAAUUCCUCAGACAAUAUGGAUGACAUGCACUCAAUUCCUUGCUGCCUCAAACUUCAAACCACUAAGCUGCUCAAGGUGGAGUAUGAUAAGUUGAGGCCAUGGGAAGUCAUUCUCCUGAAGCUAGAAGUAUACAAUACAAUCCAUUAUUUUCUGUUUCUUUGA
This is a messenger RNA of Dovyalis caffra, 813 nucleotides long. The record is from the annotation of a GenBank genome assembly. NCBI's taxonomy places the organism in Eukaryota, Viridiplantae, Streptophyta, Magnoliopsida, Malpighiales, Salicaceae.